AUAAGAAAAGAGAAUCCAUUAAGUUAAUAUCUAAAAUAAUGGAAAUUCAAACAUUUAUAUUCUACGAUUUGGAAACAACUGGUUUGAUUCAAGGAAAGAUCAUGCCAAGAAUCACGGAAAUUGCUUUAGUUGCUGUUACAAGAGAGUCGAUAUGUAAUUGCAACAAAGCAUCUUUGCCGCGAGUCUUGCAUAAGCUAAUACUUCCGAUCAAUCCCCAAAAAAUCAUACCACCAACUGUAGCAUAUAUGACAAAAUUAUUUAACGAGGACAUGUUGCUACUGCAGCCUUUUGAGUGUGAAGUUUAUGAGUUAAUAAUGUGCUUUCUACAGCGUCUCACACCACCAAUUUGUUUUGCAGCACAUAACGGCAACAGAUUCGAUUAUCCGAUAUUCUUGCAUGAACUCGAGUGCAUAAAUAAGGUUUUUGACGACAAAAUUCUGUGCAUUGAUACAUGGAAGAUGUUUCAAGAUUUCUUUAAGAAAAAAGAUUUGGAACCAAAGACAGUCCAAGAUUUAUUGGAUGAUGAGUACAAUGAUUCGCUCUCCAUGUUGGAUAUAGAUGUAGUAAUAAUGGAACAAAAGACUAAAAUUAAUGCCAUGCCCAUUUCGCAAGCGAUGCCUCCCUAUAACGAAUAUAUCAAAGUUAUAAACGAUAAGAAAAACGAUACAAACAAGGAGUAUAACGAUGACAUCGAUGUCGAAUCGCCGGAGGAUUUUAGACAAAAAGCUAACGAAAAAACGCCAGAGAAUCAAGUAAUGAGGCAGCAUGAGACUGUUCUUGUAGAAAGACCAUUUAAAAAAAAUAAUCCAAGGAAGAAAUUGGAUUUUGGUUGCGAAAGACCAGUCAGCCUUAAACUCGGCGCCAUUUAUGAAUAUAUGUUUGAUUCAAAUUUUCCUCACGAACAUUCGGCCGAGGCCGAUUGUCUCGCCAUGAUACGUUGCAUCACCAAUAUUGUCGACUUCUUUCUUGAGUGGUCAGAUAAUAAUGCAACUCCAUUGGUUUGCUGUAAAAAAAUAUAGUGCAAUAUUAAUUGAUAUUUUAGACAAUAAAAAUGAUAUACAAACAAAUGAAAAAUGAUACAGAAUUAUGCAGUACAAAGGGGAUAUAUGUGAUUAUUAUGAA
Formica exsecta is the source of this 1122-nucleotide messenger RNA. RefSeq lists its product as uncharacterized. Bases 39 to 1019 code for a protein of 326 amino acids. Gene Ontology annotation, molecular function: 3'-5'-DNA exonuclease activity; nucleic acid binding. Gene Ontology annotation, biological process: DNA catabolic process. The transcript is spliced from 3 exons. NCBI's taxonomy places the organism in Eukaryota, Metazoa, Arthropoda, Insecta, Hymenoptera, Formicidae. The record is from RefSeq and is a predicted model, not a curated record. Gene Ontology annotation, cellular component: cytoplasm.